UGUAAUAAAGUCAUUAAUUGGGGGGGGGGGGGGGGGGGGCAUUUUAACUUGCAAUUAGGGCUUCUUCCUUCGGUCGAUCAACAGCCCUCUUCUCUCUCGUGUGCCAGUGGCGGCAACCCACCACCACUAUCACAUUUACACUCACCGGCCGGCGCCGCCGUCGCAUCAGCAGGUUGGAAGAUAAAGGAUUUUGAAAGAAGAAAAAUGUCAGGUGAAGAGGUUGUUGUCGCAGCUGAGGCACCGCUCCAGCUCUUGGCGAGCCUAUGGACAUCAUGACAGCCUUGCAGCUUGUGUUGAGGAAAUCAUUGGCUCAUGGCGGGGUUGCUCGAGGUCUUCAUGAAGGUGCUAAGGUGAUUGAGAAGCAUGCUGCCCAACUGUGUGUGUUGGCAGAGGACUGCAACCAGCCAGAUUAUGUUAAACUUGUCAAAGCACUUUGUGCUGACCACAAUGUGAGCCUGAUAACAGUUCCAAGUGCUAAGACUCUCGGCGAGUGGGCUGGUUUGUGCAAGAUUGAUUCAGAAGGAAAGGCUAGGAAGGUUGUGGGUUGUUCAUGUGUUGUUGUGAAGGAUUAUGGGGAAGAAACCGAAGGUCUCCAUAUUGUUCAGGAGUAUAUCAAGUCGCACUGAGUGACUAGAAAUGAAGCGUUAUUCAAUUUUGCUUGAGUUGGAGUUUGAGUAGAAACCUUGUUUUCAUUUGGAUUGCAGGACUCUUCACUUAGGAAAUUUUUUUUUGUUACGUGGACUAUAUCUCUAGAAAUACAAAGGAUUCUGAUUAUGCUUUUGGUUGUGGUUCUGCAAACUUGUUGAAGAUAUAUUUAAUGUUGUUUUGGAACCUGAUUUUUGAUUAAUCAUUUGUUGAGCAUUAUUGGUAUGUUAAUGAAUGAUUGGAAAACAGGCAGUUGUGGCGGUGCCAAAUGCCCAGUGGUAUGUU
Molecule: messenger RNA, 930 nt
Organism: Camellia sinensis
Lineage: Eukaryota; Viridiplantae; Streptophyta; Magnoliopsida; Ericales; Theaceae
Source: RefSeq, a predicted model, not a curated record